Messenger RNA from Macrosiphum euphorbiae (potato aphid), 1266 nucleotides. Lineage: Eukaryota; Metazoa; Arthropoda; Insecta; Hemiptera; Aphididae. The record is from the annotation of a GenBank genome assembly.
AUGUCUCCUCGAAGGUCUGUUUUGAUGAGAUAUGACCACUUAAAUUUAUGGUUUGACAGUUUAGCCAAGAUGCCCAGUCACUACUGUAGACAGAAAACAAACAGACUUUACCUUGAAGGGCCUUUUAAUUCUAAAAUGGAAAUAUACUCUGCCUAUGUACAAAAAUGUGUUGAAGACUCCAUUAAAAAUCCAUUAAGUAAAAGUAUUUUUUCUACAUUUAUGAAAAAAAGAAAUUUAUCAAUAUUUAAACCAAGGAAAGAUUUAUGUGACGUAUGUUCUAGUUAUAAAGUGAAUCAGGUGAGUAAAAAUGACUAUCAACAGCAUAUUAAAGAAAAAGACAGAGCCCGAGAAGAGCUUACUAAAGAUACGCUUGAUGCUCAUGCAUAUAAAAAAAAUGUAUUUACCAUGGACUUACAGGCAGUCAAGUUAUGCCCAGCAUUAAAUGCCAGUGCACUUUACUACAGUAUGAAGUUGAAAGUACAUAAUUUCACUGUGUAUAAUUUAGCACCAGAACACCAGUGCUCAAACUAUUGGUGGGACGAAUCAGAGGGUGAGUUAGAAGCAUCUGUUUUUGCAUCCCUUAUAACUAAACAUUUAACUCUAAAUUGCAUUAAAGAUUCUACAGCUCAAAAUGACAUAAUACUUUAUUCAGAUGGAUGUGGGUACCAGAAUCGUAAUAGUGUCUUAUCAAACGCUUUACUCCAGUUUGCUAUUAAAAAUAAUAUUACAAUUGAACAAAAGUUUUUGAUUAAAGGACAUACACAGAUGCCCUGUGACAGUGUCCAUAGCAUGAUAGAAAAAGUCAUAAAAAAUAAAGAAAUUUAUUUACCUUCAGAUUAUUUGAAGCUUACCAAGACUGCACGCCAAAACCCCAGUCCGUAUGAAUCAAUUUUGAUGGUUCAUUCAGAUUUUAAAGACUACAAAGAUGUUUUAUUCUAUAAAUCCAUAAGACCAGGAAAAUCAAAAGGAGACCCAGAAGUAAAGGAUAUUAGGGCAUUAAAAUAUGAUCCGAUUUCUCAAAAAAUUUAUUUCAAGUUAAAAUUUGAUGAUGAGUAUCAGGAAAUUCCUCAAUAUAAUCGUUCCAGAAAAAUAAUUGAUUUCAACAAAGAAGCACCAAACCUAUACCAAAGUAGAAAUGUACUAACACUUUCAAAGUGGAAUGAUUUGCAGAAACUAAAAGGUGUUUUGCCAAGAGAUGUGCAUGAUUUCUAUGAUAAUUUACCACACGAGCAACAGUUAAAGGCUCGCAAAACUACAAAAGUUUAA